This is a messenger RNA of Erpetoichthys calabaricus (reedfish), 2360 nucleotides long. RefSeq names its product calcitonin receptor (gene calcr). The transcript has 12 exons. Bases 41 to 1462 code for a protein of 473 amino acids. Gene Ontology annotation, biological process: cell surface receptor signaling pathway; adenylate cyclase-activating G protein-coupled receptor signaling pathway; positive regulation of cytosolic calcium ion concentration. Gene Ontology annotation, cellular component: plasma membrane; axon. NCBI's taxonomy places the organism in Eukaryota, Metazoa, Chordata, Cladistia, Polypteriformes, Polypteridae. The record is from RefSeq and is a predicted model, not a curated record. Gene Ontology annotation, molecular function: amylin receptor activity; calcitonin receptor activity.
AGAUCCUGUAAAAAGAAGCCUGGUUGUUAUUCAGUGAGGGAUGGAAUCAUACACAGAGUUCUGGCUUUUAAUGUUCUUAAUACUUGCCUUGCAGAUAAUAUCAAGCUUCGCCACAGAAAAUUAUGCAGAACCCACAACAGCUGCUGUAGUGACUCCUGUUGUGACAAAUAAAGCUGAAGACAGACAAAAGAUAAUAGACGCACAGUACAAAUGCUUUGAGAAAAUGUAUAAAGAUCCUCCCUACAACAAAACAGGUCCUUAUUGUAAUAGAACAUGGGAUGGAUGGCUUUGCUGGGAUGAUACUCCAAGUGGAACCUUUGCAUCACAGAACUGUCCUAAUUAUUUCCCUGAUUUUGAUUCUACAGAAAAAGCAACAAAAUAUUGUGAUGAAGCUGGCAGCUGGUUCCGACACCCUGAAACAAACAGAACAUGGUCCAACUAUACACUGUGCAUUGCCUACACCAAUGAAAAAUUAAAGAUGGCAUACAUACUCUAUUACAUGGCCAUUGUUGGUCAUGCUUUAUCCAUAGCUUCACUUCUGAUUUCUCUUGGGAUUUUCUUUUAUUUCAAAAGCCUCAGUUGCCAGAGAAUAACUCUUCACAAGAACUUAUUUUGUUCCUACGUGCUAAACUCCGUUUUUACAAUCGUUAACCUCAUUACAGUUGUUAACAAUCCAAAGCUGGUGGAAAGUAACCCGGUUGGCUGUAAAGUGCUUCACUUUUUUCAUCAGUACAUGCUAGGAUGCAACUAUUUCUGGAUGCUGUGUGAGGGGAUUUACCUUCAUACACUUAUUGUGGUGGCUGUAUUUGCUGAAGAGCAGCACUUGCACUGGUAUUAUCUCCUAGGAUGGGGUUUUCCUUUGGUACCUGCAUCUAUUCAUGCAGUUGGCAGAACAAAAUAUUUUGAUGACAAUUGUUGGAUGAGUGUGGAAACGCACCUUCUUUACAUUGUCCAUGGGCCUAUUAUGGCAGCUUUACUAGUAAAUUUGUUCUUUUUACUUAACAUAGUGAGAGUCUUAGUCACAAAGCUAAGAGACACUCAUCGAGCUGAAUCAAAUAUGUACAUGAAAGCUGUGAGAGCCACCUUAAUUCUUGUUCCCUUACUGGGGAUUCAGUUUGUCAUCUUUCCCUGGAGACCAGAGAACAGAUUAGCUGGGGAAAUUUAUGACUACAUUAUGCACAUACUGAUGCACUACCAGGGAUUAUUAGUGGCAACUAUAUUCUGCUUUUUCAAUGGAGAGGUACAAGGGGCUCUCAGGAGACAGUGGAUGCAAUACAAAACUCAAUGGGGACAGCGCAGACGAGAGCAUUGCUCAUCACGGUCUACUUCUUAUACAGCAACAUCCAUUACGGAGGUCCCUGUGUAUCUUUAUCACCAUGAGUGCAAUAGUGAACAUUUGAAUGGAAAACAUUCAGAAGACUCAGAACAUGUUGCACUGAAAACAAAGGAAGCAUAUGCUUAAAGGAAAAAUAAAUGUAUACACAGUAUAUAUUUUUUACAUCUAGUACAUAUAAGCCACCACAGCAUAAAAUGCUUUUCCUACAAUAAAGCUCAUGACUAGAUGGGUUGAAGAUAAAGCAAGCCAACGGUUGAAAGAAUCUCUCCUUCAAGAAAUGACCUGUAGUAUAUCAUGUAAAAAAAAAGAAAUCUGUACAAGACUUCACGUUAGCAUUGUUUGAAACAUAAUUGAACUAAAGCUGCUAGUUUCAAGCUGAAAAGGGCUUCUACAGCAAGUCAAUGGUUGCAUUGAUACCAAAGGGUGUGUUGGGUUCACAGACUAGAACACUAGUUAUACUGAGCCAAACACAUAAUAAUUGUAAGAUAAUAAAAUAAUUAAUGGAAUUAAGAGUUUGGAAGAAAUUUGUUGGUGCCUACACCUUAAUUUCCAGCCACAGUGCAUCAUAUUAUUUGAUUAAUCUUUACACUAUAUAACAUCUUCUAUGUUAUACACACAAAUCGACUUAUCCAACCUUUCAUUGUAGAUCAUUAAAAAAAGGACAAUGUGAAGAGUUGACUGGGUUAAUGUGAUUGGUUGAUAGCUCAUCACAAGAUGGUAACCAUGCAUAAUAUGUUUUCAGACACAAUGUACAUUUCUUCCUGAUGUUACUUCCUAACAAUUGCAUUUGUAUCAGUUGUCUCCUAUUGCGCUCGUCAGGGCUGAAGCUGGCAAUGAUCUAAAUCUGUUUGUUGUAAACAUCUUUUAACUUCUAUCAAUGACUUUUAUCACUUAAAUAGACAAAAGGAGCUGUGAAUGGGUCUGCAGGGGCCAUCAGUGCUUACUGGCUUCUGUGUGUUUUCUGUACAUUUAUGUAUUUUCUUUUCAAAUUCUAUCUAUAUUAAACAUAAUUAUUUUAUUUAAA